AUGAAGGCCUUUUCUUACUUCAGCUAUGCCCUGCUAGCAUUUGUCUCACUCACUGAAGCUCACCCGGGGAUGGGUGACACGAUGAACGAAAUGCGCUACCUUGCUGCUCGUGAGAAGCGUGCAGCUUCGAAAGAGCUCAUUGGCGACCUCAAGACACUGGCAGACUCCAAACUCACUGCUAUUGGCAAGGACAUCAAAGCCAUCAUACUUGACCAAACGUCUGCUGAGUCGGCUACCAUCGAUGGCUCCAUUCCGGCUGGCAACAUCGGAAGCGCUGCCUGCAAAGCUGAUCCGUGCUGCCAUUGGAAAUGGUUGGCGUACGAAAUGACCGCCAAAUUCAACGGUACAUCCGGUCGUUGCAGCAAGUUUGCUCGUCAAGCCGUCCGCUUGGGUUUCCAUGAUGCGGCCGUCUGGUCUAAGAGCAGCAGUUAUGGUGGUGCAGAUGGCAGUAUCCUCCUCAGCGACGAGAUGUCGCGUGCGGACAACAACGGUCUUUCAGCAAUCGCUGAUCAAACAAAAAAGUGGUACACCAAGUACAAUCAAUACGGCAUGAGUAUGGCAGAUAUCAUCCAAUUCGGUGCCAAUGUCGCGACCGUCGUUUGCCCGCUUGGACCACGACUUCGAACUUUCGUUGGGCGCAAAGAUAACAGCAAAGCUGGCCCUACCGGUCUUCUUCCUGGAGAAAAGGACUCUGCAGAUAAGCUCAUCAAACUUUUCCAAGACAAGACGAUCGAUGCUCACGAUCUUGUUGCUCUUGUCGGAGCGCACACUACUUCGCAACAACACUUCGUCGACACCACUCGCGACGGUGACCCACAAGACUCAACUCCCGGUAUCUGGGAUAUGGCUUUCUACCCGCAGACUACGAAUAACGCGCCUGUCCGUGUCAUCAAAUUCCAAAGCGACAUCAACUUGAGUAAGGACUCUAGAACAAGUCCUUCGUGGCAGCAGUUCAGCGAUCGGGCUACUGCUCAGGGCCGAUGGAACGCGGACUAUGCUAAGGCUUACACGCGCUUGUCGCUUCUCGGCGUGAACAACAUCAACGACCUCAAAGAAUGCACCAAGGUCUUGCCCGCAGAACGGCCUACAUUUGUUAGCGAGGAUCAGGUCUUGCUCGACAGGUGGCUCAACGGCGAAUUCGAUCAACUUAAUAACUUGGUGGAUGAUGCUAUUCAGCUUACAGACAUGCAUCAAUUUCACGCCAUGAAAUUACCACCCAAUGUUCCCAAGUCUGCUAUCGACAAGUAUGUUCCGAUCAAGCUCAUUAGCGAAAGCCCAAAUAGCCUCGUUAUUGCUGUAAUCCCCAACAACCUCGUCAAGCCAACCCCCUCUUCUCUUUUAGCACUGAGAAUUCCUCGUUCAAGAGAAGAACGUGGAGCACUCUUAAGACAGAUCGAAUCACUCCUUAGUAUCAAGACUCGCCGCGUCACCAGAGUCAUCGACUAUGACCCAAGAGGAAACUGGUACAUCACGUCCUUCUGCCAUGGCCGUGACCUGCAACACCUCAAGGAAAACUUCUUUCAAGAUGGCUUCCCGCCUUUCCUCAUCUGCAAGAUCUUUGACGAAGUCAUGGCUGCUCAAGGCACCGAGCUUGGGCCGAAAGGAAUUUGUCACACGGAUCUGGAGGGAAGCAACAUCAUACUGACGCCUACGAAGAAGGAGGAGUUUCCGAUAGUAAAGAUUGUGCAUCUCAACGGUAUCGUGACCUGGGAUGAGCAAGCCGUUGUCAAACAGAUGAUCAGGUUGCUACGAUAUCUAACCAACAGCGCAUCACGCAUACCGGAAAGAUACCGCAUGAACAAGAACGGAGACAAAUUGGAGUACGUGAUUAAAGACGAAGAUACCAACAGCCUAAGAAUCGGCGAUGACUUCUAUUCGUUCAUCGCGAACUAUGAUCUGGAAGGGAAUACACCGUGGGAGGAUCUCAAGAGCAGGUGGAUGAAUGAGGCAACUGCCUUGAUGAAAGAACUGUACGAUUCUGAAAGGUUAUUGGAUGUCAUGGAGAUCAUCAUGGAGCCAAAGGUUACAGACGAUGAGUUUAGAGAGGCGGUGGAGGACGGUGGAAUGGACAUUAUUGACGAUAGAGAUCUGUAG
Messenger RNA from Alternaria burnsii, 2094 nucleotides. Its product is annotated as ligninase h2 precursor. Gene Ontology annotation, molecular function: peroxidase activity; heme binding. The transcript is spliced from 3 exons. The record is from RefSeq and is a predicted model, not a curated record. The coding region runs from base 1 to 2094 and encodes 697 amino acids. Gene Ontology annotation, biological process: response to reactive oxygen species; cellular response to oxidative stress; hydrogen peroxide catabolic process. NCBI's taxonomy places the organism in Eukaryota, Fungi, Ascomycota, Dothideomycetes, Pleosporales, Pleosporaceae.